CCAAAAUACAAACCCAACAAAACUUUAAACCCCAGCAGCGUGAACGAUAGCUAGUUCAACACUCUCAGGGUUUUUGCGUUUUCUUUCUUCCCCGCUGUCAAACGAAGCAACCGUGUUAAAUUUGUUGGGUUCAUAAAGCCAUGGCAAAGAAAGGAAGGAGUCAAAAGAAAGACGGUAGCAGCAGAAGCAGUAAGAGAAAAACCCGUGGUGAAUAUGUUGACCCACAAGACAUGGAUGAUGAUAUUGAUUCCUUUCACAAACAGAGGGAUAUUAUUCGGCUUGAUGUAGAUGGUGAUGUUGGGGAAUUAAGUGACGACGAGGAAGAACCUAUUUUUGAUGAUGAGGCUAUUAACAAUGAUGAGGAUGAAGACGAUGACGACUCCCAAGAUACUGGAUUGGCUGCGAAAAUUAUAAAGCAGCAAAAGUUCUUAAGAGCAAAGUUUGGAGAUUUUGAUGGUGAAUUGCAAGAUGAAGAAGAAGAUGAGGAAGGAGCACAAAAUAUUUUAUGGAGUGGGAACAGGAGCCAUGAUUAUCAUGGUGGUGAUAAUCGUGAUAUCGAGUUAGAUUCAAGUGAUGAGGCCCUAAAGGAAGAGGAGGAUGAGGUAUUGAAAUUACAGAGAGAAAGAGCAAAAAACUUAUCAGUGGAAGACUUUGGCCUUAAAGAUGAUGAAGAUGAAAGUAACAAGGAGCUAACACUAGGGGAAAUCUCAAAUCAAGGAAAAACCGCAAAGAAAGCUCGUUUGAGCAAAGAGGCCAUUGAUGACUUGGGUACAACUUUUGAGCUAAACAAAGAUUUGAAUGAGCUGUCAAGGAAGGAGCAAAUGGAAAUUAUCUCUAGUUCUGCUCCAGAAUUGGUUGGUUUGCUGUCUGAGCUCAAUAGCACGCUUGAAGAGCUUGAAAACAAAGUUAAUCCACUUUUAAAGAAGGUUAAAGUGGGAGGAAUCGUGCUGGAAAGUGGAUUGCGCUAUCUGGAGGUGAAGCAGCUUCUAUUGCUGUCAUAUUGCCAAACUAUUACAUUCUAUCUUCUUCUGAAGUCUGAAGGGCAGCCAGUUCUUGAUCACCCUGUUAUAGCUCGCCUUGUAGAGAUCAGGGGCUUAUUGGACAAGAUGAAGCAACUCGACGAGAAUCUACCAUCAGAACUCGAUGAGUUUCUGAAGAAAAACCCAGGGAUGCAGACAAUUGAAAGCUUAGAUAGAGAAGGUGAUGGACCUGCUUUGACAUCUCAGUCUGUCACAAGGGACCAUGAAUUGUCUCUUCUCUCAGCUGAUACACAAGAACCAGCAGAGCUUUGUGAUGCAAUUGAGCUGCUGAAAACAGAGUCUUUAACAGGUAGCAAUAGCAAAGAAGGGAAACACAAGCGUAAGAAUGAUGAAGUUGGUGUACAAAGUAUGGAAAUGUUGAAAGUAAGAGCUGCCCUGGAGGAAAAAUUGAAGCAGAAGGGAGCCUUUAGUUCCUUUUCUUCAAAGCCUGAUAAAGCUCAGAAGCAUCGAAGACCAGUCAAUGGACGGCUUGAAAGCCAUGAAGACUAUGAUGACGAUGCCGUAGAUGAUGAGAAGGGCAAUCAUAGAUUGAGUAAUGAGCAUACAAGCUUGUUGGGAUCGAAGAAACUUUCCAAACUUGUUAUUUCCAAACAGAAUAAGCCAAAGGUUGUUUCUGGUGAUGAUGAUUUGCCUAUGAGAGAUGAUAUUGGAGAGAGGAGGAGGAAGCACGAACUUAGAGUGUUGGCAGAUGCUGGAGUUAAGACUGAGGAUGAUGCUGGAAUUAGGACCGAGGAUGAUGCUGGAAUUACGUCUGAGGAUGACCUUGCAAUUGAGUCUGACAAAAAUGAUGAUAUGGAUGAAGAUGCUGAAUCCUCAGAAGAUGAUUUGUACGAACAAGUGAAGCAAAAACGAGCAGCCAAACUCGCUGCCAAAGCUGAGAUUUACACAAGGACCUCAGCACCCCCAUCCAUGCCUGAAACUGUUGAUGGAAAACGUCAUAUCACUUAUCAGAUAGAGAAGAACAGAGGGCUAACACGUCCGCGCAACAAGUUGACAAAAAAUCCAAGGAAGAAAUACAGGACAAAGCAUGAUAAAGCACAAAAGCGGCGACUAGGGCAAGUGCGCCAGAUCAAGAAACCUUCUGGUCCUUAUGGUGGUGAAAGCUCUGGAAUCAACGCAAGAAUUAGUCGAAGCAUCAGACUCUGAAACUAAGCACUGUGUUCUUUUGUCUGAAACUAAGCACUGUGUUCUUUUGUACCAUGGAAGUGUUGAGUUUAAAAUUUUAAUAUAAGACAAAUUUCCUCCUGAAAACUGCUUGACUUGAUGAUUCAAGCUUUACAUGUUUGAAAGCCAGAAUUUCGAGCAUAAAAUCUGAGAAACUUUCCCUUAGUCUUCGUGAAGACGAGACAUUGCUAAAACAAAAACAAGGGAUUGCUGUUGAUUUGUUUCAAAUUCCUCGGACAUGUAAUUUAUUUAUUUUUCCUCAAUCUUAGAUUUGGUGGAAAAUCUGCCAUUUCCUUCUUCUAA
This is a messenger RNA of Populus nigra (black poplar), 2507 nucleotides long. Its product is annotated as protein THALLO. The coding region runs from base 141 to 2186 and encodes 681 amino acids. Lineage: Eukaryota; Viridiplantae; Streptophyta; Magnoliopsida; Malpighiales; Salicaceae. The record is from RefSeq and is a predicted model, not a curated record. Gene Ontology annotation, biological process: maturation of SSU-rRNA from tricistronic rRNA transcript (SSU-rRNA, 5.8S rRNA, LSU-rRNA). The transcript is spliced from 17 exons. Gene Ontology annotation, cellular component: nucleolus; small-subunit processome.